UGUUGCUUCUCCUCCGUCGCUUUGACGUGGACGAGUCUGAGCAGCGUUACUCAAACUAAAUCAAACUUCUCCACGUUCUCAUCUUUCUUUUUAUUCCCUCGUCGUCUUCUCAGAGUUUCCUCCGCAGGAACCAGCCGCUUCAGCAGCUUCCACCCGGUUUACUCUCGGCUGCGGUCCGCUUGUUGUUGUUGUCGUCGUCGUCUCUGGAGGGUCAAGCGGGUCUCCAGGUGAAAACCAGCCCGCCUUUGAGAUGCUUUCCCCGGGCAGGGCCGUCUCCUCCCGGCUGCUCAGGCCGGCCGCCUGGUUCCCUCUGCGGCUGGGCUCUGAGGGGAGAGCCGCCAGCUCUCUGCAGAAAGAGAUGAUAAAGAAACAUGAACUGGAGAAAGAUGAGCUCCGCCCCCUCUACAUGGAUUUCCAGGCCACCACUCCCAUGGACCCCCGGGUGUUGGACGCCAUGUUGCCCUACCAGGUGAAUUACUACGGUAACCCUCAUUCCAGGACACACGCCUAUGGCUGGGAGAGCGAGAGCGCCAUGGAGGUUGCCAGGAAGCAGGUAGCUGACCUGAUUGGUGCUGAUCCCAGAGAGAUCGUCUUCACCAGUGGAGCCACAGAGUCCAACAACAUGGCGAUCAAGGGUGUGGCCAGGUUCUACCAGGCCAAGAAGCGUCACGUGAUCACCACACAGACAGAACACAAAUGUGUCCUGGACUCUUGUCGAGUUCUGGAAUCAGAGGGAUUCAGCAUCACUUACCUGCCAGUCCAGCAGAACGGACUGCUGGACCUGGAGCUGCUUGAGGCCUCCAUUCGUCCUGACACAUGUCUGGUGUCGGUGAUGACUGUCAACAACGAGAUUGGAGUCAAGCAGCCUAUCAAGGAAAUCGGUCAGAUGUGUCGCUCUAGAGGAGUCUUCCUUCACACCGAUGCUGCUCAGGCUGUCGGAAAGAUUCCCGUCAACGUCAUCGACUGGAAGAUUGACUUGAUGUCCAUCAGUGGUCACAAGAUCUACGGACCCAAAGGUGUGGGGGCUUUGUAUGUGCGUCGCCGGCCUAGGGUGCGUCUGGAGCCGCUGCAGAACGGGGGCGGGCAGGAGAGGGGGCUGCGCUCCGGUACUGUCCCCACCCCACUGGCUGUCGGGCUGGGAGCUGCCUGCAGCAUUGCCCAGCAGGAGAUGGAGUAUGAUCAUCACAGAGUGUCCAUGUUGGCUAAUCGUCUGGUCCAGAAGAUCCAGUCUGCCACACCUGACGUUAUAAUGAACGGAGAUUCACAGCAACGUUACCCAGGCUGUGUCAACCUGUCCUUUGCCUAUGUGGAGGGAGAGAGUCUGUUGAUGGCUCUGAAGGAUAUCGCUCUGUCAUCUGGCAGUGCAUGUACGUCAGCAUCUCUGGAGCCCUCAUACGUCCUCAGAGCAAUCGGAGCAGAUGAAGACUUGGCUCAUUCUUCCAUCAGGUUUGGUAUUGGCAGGUUCACCACAGAAGAAGAAAUCGACUACACGGCAGAGAAAUGUAUCCAACAGGUCACUAGACUCCGAGAGAUGAGUCCUCUGUGGGAGAUGGUUCAGGAAGGCAUCGACCUGAAGAGCAUCAAGUGGACGCAGCACUAGACUCCUCCCACUACUAUUUCCCUGCCUAGCUGCUGACAACAAUGAUAGCAGUGGUUAUGAUGGUUCCCAGGGAAUUCUGGGGACGGACCAGCUUUUAUUCUUCCCGUACACAAACACGCACAAUCUUCCUGUCUGACUUGAAGUCUGUUUGUAGCUGUAGCUCUGUUGAUGCUCCUGUAGUUGCUGUCGGGAGACGUUGCUCAGAGAGUUGAGCGACAACCACUUCUUGUUGUGAUCAUUCUGUUGUAAAUCAGUCAACCUGGCGCUCAUCAAGUUGAAUUCUGUGUGUUGACUGAAAGGUUGUCAGAGGCCUGCAUCAUUAAUCUGAUUUCUUUGGGUCAUCUGGUUUUAACUUCAGUGGUGAUGUUGAUGAUGAUGGUUUUUAUUUGGCACCUUUAGCUCAGAGUUUACUCAACCAGCUUUGAUUCACACAUAUUUAUGUGCACGAGCAGGAGGUCUUGGUGAUGAUAUGACAUGAAACUGUGAUACACAUAUAUACAUUUUAUAUUAUUUACAGCCAGAGAUUUCAAGUUGAGGUGUUUAAAGCAAUGCUACAGGAGUUGUGGGAUUUAUUGAAAAGGCAUUUAAAUAUGUUCAGUAUUUUCACACGAUCAGAAGAGACAUCUUUGCUUUUUUGUCUCAUGAUGAACAAAUAAUAAUAAUAAUAUUAUGUGCUAACACCUUUAUUCAGAUUGUUUUUACAUAUGUCAAGAACUACAAGACCUAAAGAAAAGUGUUAUAUUUAAUCGCAAUCACAUUUAAUCAUCAUCAUGUCAGUGUAACAUCCAAUCAAACAGGUUUAGCAGCUGCAUUUUGAGGCAGUGAUUUCACCCCAGCAGCUCGUCUCUAAGAUGAUGAAGAUAACUUCAGUCCCUCACAUACUCACUGCCGUGUGUCUGACAUUGAUCCGGAGACUCUGAACAUAAAAACAAACUGAUGGAAUCCCUUGAUAAAUGUCUGGGAGGAUUUAAAUUAUUUGUGUUCCUUGAUGUUGUCAGCUGAGCCUCUCACUUAUACUCAUAGACUCCAUUACUGUUACUCUCAUCAUUUAUAUUGUUACUCAAUAAACUGCUGCUUCUUGGUUAUGCAAUAAAA
Molecule: messenger RNA, 2695 nt
Organism: Paralichthys olivaceus (Japanese flounder)
Lineage: Eukaryota; Metazoa; Chordata; Actinopteri; Pleuronectiformes; Paralichthyidae
Gene: nfs1
Product: NFS1 cysteine desulfurase
Biological process (GO): [2Fe-2S] cluster assembly
Cellular component (GO): cytosol; nucleus; mitochondrion
Molecular function (GO): pyridoxal phosphate binding; cysteine desulfurase activity
Source: RefSeq, a predicted model, not a curated record